UCCUCCUCUUCUCCCCGAGGUGGAGAAACAGAGAGACGUCAGGCCGGACCGGAGAUUAGCAGCCGCUUUAAGUGGAUUAGAAAGCAGCCGAGUUUGGGAGAAGCGAGCGGAGAGUGAGCGGAGCAGGCGCCGCUUCUCCCCCCUCAGGCUUCAGCCUCUCUCUCUCUCUCGCUUUCUCUCUCGAACUGAGGCACCCCGCCAUGCCCCAGACAGUGGCUCUGAGCGGCCCUUCGCCGUGGGGCUUCCGGCUGGUCGGGGGCAAGGACUUCAGCACCCCGCUGACCAUUUCCAGGAUUAAUCCUGGAAGCAAAGCCGCCCUUGCCAGCCUUUGCCCAGGUGAUGUCAUCUUGUCAAUUAAUGGUGAGAGCACAGAAAACAUGACACAUCUAGAAGCACAAAACAAGAUCAAAGCUUGCCUGGAUCAGCUGACCCUAUCUGUGAACAGAGCUGAAAGCAAGGCUUGGCCCCCUAAUAUAUUAGAAGAUGGAAAAGCACAAGCUUAUCGAGUCAAUGUAGAGCCAGAGCCACAGGAUAAUGGACCUGUUCCAAAUAGAAGACCAGUGACAUUUUCGCCUGGAGGAAGUCCAACAGACAACAAACAGAUAUCGAACUUGCAGUACAAUAACCCCACGCGGCUAUAUACAAACAACAAUGCAGAUUCCAGUUUACCAUCACAGAUGAGUAGUCUGCAUAUCACAUCUUCCCACAGUGCUGACCCUUUGAGGUCCCUACCAAGAAGCAGAAAUGGAAUUGACAUGGACUCAGAUGUGUACAAAAUGCUGCAAGAUUAUGAAAGGCCAGUUUCAGAACCCAAGCAGUCAGGAUCUUUCCGAUAUCUGCAAGGCAUGUUGGAAGCAGGAGAAAAUGGUGAAAAACAUGACAGGCUGACGAGUCCAAGACAUGUUAAAUCUCCAGUAUCCAAAUUGGGUGGAGCCAUGCCUGGCUUACAGAUGCUCCCCGAGUGCACCAGAUGUGGCAAUGGAAUUGUUGGCACAAUAGUGAAAGCCCGCGACAAGCUCUACCACCCAGAAUGUUUCAUGUGUGAUGACUGCGGCCUCAACUUGAAGCAAAGGGGCUACUUCUUCAUCGAGGAACAGCUGUACUGUGAAAUGCAUGCCAAGGAAAGGGUUAAGCCGCCAGAAGGAUAUGAUGUGGUUGCUGUUUAUCCCAAUGCUAAAGUUGAACUUGUCUAAAUAGAUACUCUUAUUUCCUGGAGAGGUCAAGAGGUGGCACACCCACCCACAGGCACAGGCACUGUUUUAAAGCAUGGCUGUAAUCAACUCUGAUUAUUCAAGUCUCAGUAAAAUGUCUUUCCAGAGAUAAAAUGGUUUGCACUUGGGAUCUCAAGGGGAUAGUGCUGAAAGGCCUCUGAAAAGGAUUUCUCUCUCCUUUUGACACUUGCUUUUGGGUUGCUGUGUUGUUGUUUGGGUGGGUUCUGUUUUCUUUCAUUUUUUACUGCACAUAGUUUCCAUCAUACCCCAAUCCAAAACCUGUGUAAAUAUGGGUGCUGUUUUAAAAACACUGUUUCAUAUAAAACCAGUAUUUCUUUUAUUUUGGACUCAGCUCAACUGGUAAAGAAAAAGCAAUUUAUAUGCAUUGUAUUAUGAUAUAACAUUGUGUCACCAGAUGGCGACGUGGAGUCCAAUUUUUCUAUCUGUUUUCCCUGUUUAAAUUUACGUUUUUUAAACUGAAACACUGCUUUGAUGUGUCUAGAUCCAGCCUCUGCCUCAUUUUAAAAUAUAAAGAAGACUGCAUGAAAGCUCCAUGAAAAGAAGGCACUUUAAGAAAUGACAUUGACAUUUUACAUUUUAAAGCGCUACAUCACAUUUACUUUUGUCAGUAAUAGAGAUAUGCCACAAAGAUUGCUUUGUGGCUUUCAGAGUGAUAGAAAACUCAGACCACGUGUAAUGAGAAUUUUAAAUAUGAGGCUGGCUGCAUGAGAUUCACCAAGAAACCUGGGAAUGAACAGAUAAAGGACUCGCAAGAACACAGAUACUCUGUAUAUAUAUAAAAUGUAAUGUCCUGGUUGCCAUUUCCAAACAAUACUAUUUAUUACAUGUAAGACUAAUCAUUAACAUUGAUCAUUCUGGCGAUAUCUGCCAGCAGCAGCUAGAGCUAUCCACUGGGGCUUGUGCUCCAACACUGCCUUUAUUGUUGUACCAUAGAAAAUAUCCUGGGAAUCCCAAUGGAUGGUCCCUCGUUGACUGGUAGUGAUGAACAGGCUGGAGACCCUGUUAAGUAUCCUCAGGUCUUUCCAGAUCAAGGGGACCCUAAUAUAAUUUCCAUUGUGGCACCAAACUAUAACUGUGUAAACCACUGUUGUGCCCUGCAUAAAAAUGUUUAAGAAAGAUUUCACACAUAUAUUGUACAUGUGGUUUUCUCUCUCUCAUCUUUGAGAAAGCAUGGCUUCUUUUGCAGAUAUUCUUGGUUACUGAAUCAUCUAGGCACCUGCAUUUAUUCUUUCUUUCUUUCUUUAUAAAACUUUGAACAAAGGGUUUUACAUGCCAGCCAUAAACACUUUACUUAAAACUGCUUUCAGAUACAAUGAAGUUGACCUGGUCGACACUAUGUGCAGAACAUCUAAAUCCAGCCUAGGAUGAAAAGAAAAAUAAUUCAUUCCAGAUUUUUUUUUUUAAGGGCAAGGCAUCAGACCUAAACAUCACAGACAUUUAGGAGCUUUCAGGACAAUCAUUGUGUAGCACAACAAUUGCACAUUUGUUAUUCAUUUGUUACAUUUGAAAUUGUCACGAUAGACACAAAUUGUUCAUUUCUUGAGAGGAAUUAUGUCAUCACCAGUCCUGAUUACAGAGCUAUCGGGGGAGGGAACCCCUGCAGUUUUUGAAUAGAAGGAUAUGACCGACACUUUACAGAAGUCAACUCCUGAACUCAAGUAUAAACAAUCCAGAUGUGAAAAUGAGGGUGGAAUGUUCAGUGGCCCUUGUGCUCUCUGAAACAGUGAUUGCCCUGGGCAGCCAAACUGCUAAUCCUAAAUGUAAAGGGGAAAAAAUAAACUUUCUAUGUCUAAAUGUUUAAGCCUCAGCUGCAUUUUGGCAACAGCUUAUACACCAUUUUUUUAAAAAGACAGAAUGCAUUAUAUCUUAGGCAAUACAGUCACUUUAUGGAAGCGGAUCCAGUAUGAUGUUGUGGUUCAGAGUUGGGAAGCCAGAAUUAAAAUCCCCACUCAGCCAUGCAGCUUGCUCUGUGACCGUGAGACAGUCGCAGCCUAACCGACUUUACAGGGUUGUCAUGAGGAUAAAAUGGGAAUGGAGUAAUCCAUGCAGAACACCUUGAGCUCCUUGAAGGGAAAGUGGCAUAUAAAUGUAAAUCUCUAAUGAAACUAUUGGCAUACUCUGUUCAGUGGAAGGCUCUGCACAAGUAAUGAUAUGAGUCCAAUUCCUAGUUAAGUGCUAGGCACAUGCAAUACCAAAAAAAUAUAAAGGAUGAUCCAUGAAGCUUGGUAUCGGGGAUAUUGUUUGGCUCUUUAGGGGGGCACAGGCUUUUCACAAAUCUCAGACAUAUAGGAAAUUCAACCAGGACCGUUUAAAUCCCCCCCCCAAAGAUGGGAAUGACGGGAGAGUUCACUGUUUGCCGUACUAGAUUUAUGGCAGUGGAACAUCAACAGAACUCAGGGUAGAGAAAGACAACAGUCACAAGCAUUAUUAUCCAAAGGUUCCACUAUGUGGCCUGCAGGUAUAAAUUUAAAAAAAAAUAUAGUAAGCAAUGAAGGUUUUGUUCAAACAGAAUGGUUCCAUUUGUUUUAGGAACUAUAAACCCCUACACCAAAGGGAAAGAUGUGUACUUUGCUUAGAAACAGUAUUGCUUAUCCAUUUCACAAACAUCAUUGCUAGUAAAAACAAGUGUGAAUCCACGUUGCUCUGUGUGAACAGGUAUAAUAUAACUUAAUUAAGAGAAAAAAUGUGACAACAAGCUAAAAUCCAUAUUGCUCUUUACAGUGAAUACAGUUCUGUGUUUUCUACCCAGUUACCUUAGCUAAUUAAACAAAUGAGGUUCAGUUCAUUAAUUGAUUGAUUAAAUAAAUAUGCACAAAGUUGUACAGUAUAUGCAAAAUAUUAGAUCUAAAAAAGCAUACCGUCAUUGCAUUUGGAUGAUGUAUAUAUCUGCCACAACAGGAAUAAUUUUCAAAGAAGUCAUUCUUUCUCCCAAAAGGGACUCCUCUUAUGGUGAUACUUGUCACCUGCAGUUGUUAUAAAGUGCUUCUAUUAAAAAUAAUUUCAGUUUUUAGAAUCCUUUUGACCCAUUAAUUGGUGAUUCCUUUUUUGUCGGUCAACAUUUUUGUCAAUUAAUCUAACUGAUUUACUAAGCAUUGGAACCAUUAAUAUUUUCACAUAUUAUCUUAGCAAAUCUAACGUCCGGUGAUCUUUGAAAUUCUUGUAAACACUUUGAAGGCAGCUUUGCCACCAACAAAGUUUAAGUUUGCUGGUCUAGGGGUGUUUUUGCUGUUGUUGAUGGAUCCGUAUCAGUACAAAUUAACUGAAAAAUUAUAAAUGUUUAUCAUUUAUUAAUAGCAUAAAAAUAUUGUUGCUGGUUUAUUUACUGGUUGCUAAGAGAAACAUGUUUCUUUGAGAUACUCCUGAACAUUCAUUUUAAUUUUGUUUAUUAACAUUGUAGGUCCUCAAGGACCCAAGCUAUUUUUUUGUGGGUUUCUAUAUUAACUAGCACUGGAAAAUGCAUCUUAUGAACCUCUGAUUUUACAUACUGGUUAUGUACAUUUCUUUUCAAUAACAAAUACACAGUAUAUUCCCUUU
Molecule: messenger RNA, 4766 nt
Organism: Lacerta agilis (Sand lizard)
Lineage: Eukaryota; Metazoa; Chordata; Lepidosauria; Squamata; Lacertidae
Gene: PDLIM4
Product: PDZ and LIM domain 4
Exons: 7
Coding region: 201-1193 (330 amino acids)
Biological process (GO): heart development; muscle structure development; actin cytoskeleton organization
Cellular component (GO): stress fiber; filamentous actin; adherens junction
Molecular function (GO): muscle alpha-actinin binding; actin binding
Source: RefSeq, a predicted model, not a curated record